AUGAACUUUUUCAAUUUCGAAUCUGACAACUUCCUCGAUGAGCAUUCGACCUUCGAUGAACCCGCUAUCUCUGAGGAACAGGUCUUUACCCCCUAUGCGGAGGUGAAAAACGCAUUGAACGUGGUAAGGAAAUUCGGCACUGGCAUCUCCUCCAACGAUGUUGACAAGAUGGAUCCAAACCAUGGCUAUGUUGGAUCGCCAGCUGAAGAUAAGGGUAGCUUUUCAGGAAUCACCGAGUUUGACUGUGCGGCGUACACGAAGGAAGGGCUUACGGAAUACCAACAGAAAAAAAUUAUGAAGCGCAUGUUUACUGCCUUCGACGUUCAACAAAAACACUAUCUUGAUAUCGCCCGGUUGAAAGAACUUUGUGAGUACGUUGGCCGCUCUAUCACAGUCGAAACGAUGGAAAAGAUGUUCGGGGAGCUGCAGACGAGCGAUGGCAAGGUCACCUUCGAGCAAUUCUGGAAUUGGUGGAUCAACUGCCCCGAUACCAGCAUGACGACGAAGGCUUUUUCACUUGUAUCUGCCGACUUCUCCGUGCCCUACCACCAACAGCAGCUCAAAAAGAGUGAAGAAGGCGAAAUUUUCACCCCGAGCUACCGCAUCAAGUACUAUUUCAAGGACCUUGAGACCGGCCACGUGAGGCCCGUCAGCCCCUGGCAUGACAUCCCCCUGCGGGUGUGUGAUCCUUUGCGCACGAAGCCCGAGCACAUUCCGGCGAACCGCUACAAUAUGAUAUGUGAAAUCCCCAAGUGGACCCGUGCCAAGUUUGAGAUCGCCACCAAUGAGCCCUUUAACCCGAUCAAGCAGGACAUUAAGAACGGCGUCCCGCGCUUCUACAAACAUGGCGAUAUGAUGUGGAACUACGGCGCGAUGCCGCAGACGUGGGAAAGCACCGAGAUAAACUUUCACGACGGUUAUAAAGGCGACAACGAUCCUAUCGACGCGGUGGAGAUAGGGAUGCAGCAGAUGCGUGUGGGGGAUGUGCACCCUGUCAAGGUGCUUGGGGUCCUCGGCAUGAUUGACAAUGGGCAGAUGGAUUGGAAGGUUGUUUGCAUCUCUGUGAACGAUCCCAUUACUCGGUUCAUGAAGGACAUCUCUGAUGUGCCAAAGUUCCUGCCGGGUUGCUUGGAUGCCAUGCGAGAGUGGUUCCGAGUUUAUAAGAUUUGCCAGGGAGGCGUCGAAAAUAAGUUUGUGUUCAACGGCGAGUUUAAAAACAAGGCGUUUGCGAUGCAAGUAAUAAAAGAGUCCCAUUACAUGUGGAAGAAUCUCCGAAAAAUCAAAGGGACCAAAAAUUUUUAA
Phytomonas sp. EM1 is the source of this 1302-nucleotide messenger RNA. Lineage: Eukaryota; Euglenozoa; Kinetoplastea; Trypanosomatida; Trypanosomatidae. The record is from the annotation of a GenBank genome assembly.